UACUCUUGCUCGUUUAUUUUGCUGUUUGUAAACGCUAUUGCGCUUCUGGAGAAAAUGUCCAGCCUGCCUUCCGUCAGACCCGAGAAGGGCCGAGUGGAAGUGGCGUUACCUGGGCAACAGGCGCAGCACGAGCGUCCUCAGACCGUCUACGUCAUUCUGGACUCCUCAGCCGAAUCUGUCAAUCUCAUCAGUGUCGAACCCCUUCUGCCUGAGUCUGGGAUCGUGGCAGAUAUUGAGGUGGAAGGCAUUUUUUCCACCGAUUCGGACACCUUCUACGAGCUCAAGAGUCAGCCCAUCACCCCAAGUGGCUCUCUGCCCUCUGCUGACCCAGUGACCCCAGCCGGCUCAGUGAUGACGUCACGCGUGUUGAUGAGGCAGGAGCUGAUGCGACAGCAGGCUCAGGACCAGGAGAGACGAGAGGCCCAGAAACAGGCGUCCAGCGCUUUACAGCGCCUUAAUGACGCCACCCCUGCCAUCUCCGUCGCCUCCACCCUGCCUGCCACCCCGGCCCAGGUGCCCGUGGAAGUGCUGAAGGUUCAAACUCACUUGGAAAACCCGACAAAGUACCACAUCCAACAAGCUCAGAGGCAGCAAGUGAAGCAAUACCUCUCUCACACCCUUGGCAAUAAAAUAGCCAUUCAGACACUGGCAACAUCUCCUUCGCCCCAGCCUGCCUCUGCCCCUGAGUUGGCCCCUGCUGCCAGUAGCACUCCCAGCAGCCCGCUGGCUGUGCUCAGCCUUGGAUCGAACAAAGAAGAGAUAGAAGACGUCAUUGAUGACAUCAUCAGCCUGGAAUCGAGUUUAAACGAUGAAUUUAUGACUCUGAUCGAAUCGGGUUUGCAGCUUCCCAACACGCUGCCAAUCUCAGGAAAUCUCCUGGAUGUGUACAGCAGUCAGGGCAUGGCGGCGCCCACCAUCACCGUCAGCAACUCCUGCCCUGCAGACCUGCACAACGUCAAGAGAGAGUUUACCGAUGCAGAGGUAAAAGCUGUUAUGAAGGAGAGGCAGAAAAAAGACAACCAUAACCAGAUUGAGAGAAGAAGAAGAUUCAACAUUAAUGACCGCAUUAAGGAACUUGGAGGUCUCAUUCCGAAGUCCUCUGACCCGGAGAUGCGCUGGAACAAGGGCACUAUCCUAAAGGCGUCGGUCGACUACAUCCGCAAGCUACAGAAGGAGCAGCAGAGAGCCAAAGAGAUGGAGAUGAGACAGAAGAAACUUGAACACGCUAACCGCAGUCUGCUGCUGCGCAUUCAGGAGCUGGAAAUGCAGGCUCGUCUCCAUGGCAUGUCUUCAUCUCAGAUCUCUGACUCCAUGCUCCAGCCGCAGACUUUAACCCUGAAUCACAUCCCCAGCCAUGACCUCUCCAAGACCCUUCUGUCCCUCAACCAGGCCACGCCCUCUUCUUUCUUGUCUCCGCCUUCUUCUACCUCCUCAGUGGGAGGGGUGGUCACCAGCCCUCUGGACCUCGGGACACUCAGCUUCGGCGAGUUAGAUGACCCCUCUGCCUCCGUGUUUAGUCCAUCCCUGAUGGCGGAUAUGGGGUUAGGGGAUAUUUUGAUGGAUGACAGCAGCGCUCUGUCGCCUGUAGGGGGCGCCGAUCCCCUGCUUUCCUCAGUCUCCCCGGGGGCGUCCAAAACCAGCAGUCGUAGAAGUAGCUUCAGCAUGGAAGAAGACUUGUGAUUGCUUCAAUUGGGACGAUAGUUUUGCUUUAAGUUGCAAAUCCUGCUUGCACGCUCCAUUGUCGGCCAGUAGAGGGCAGUGUAAUCCCAAAGUCUUCAUUAAUCGCUGUACUGUAGAAGUCUCGUAAACAGAGUUUGAGAUUCUCAAGACUUUUUUCUAGAGGUGACACAAAUAUGGAAAGACUUCGGGAGCA
Molecule: messenger RNA, 1873 nt
Organism: Rhinichthys klamathensis goyatoka
Lineage: Eukaryota; Metazoa; Chordata; Actinopteri; Cypriniformes; Leuciscidae
Gene: tfe3a
Product: transcription factor binding to IGHM enhancer 3a
Exons: 10
Coding region: 55-1680 (541 amino acids)
Biological process (GO): regulation of transcription by RNA polymerase II
Cellular component (GO): nucleus
Molecular function (GO): DNA-binding transcription factor activity, RNA polymerase II-specific; RNA polymerase II cis-regulatory region sequence-specific DNA binding; protein dimerization activity
Source: RefSeq, a predicted model, not a curated record